UUUAUGCCUGGCAAAACCCAGCCUGGAACAUGGGGAGAAGUCACCCACCCAGCACUUUUACUACUCCCAGUAAGAGCCGUCCCGGAUCAGCUAUGACAGCCAUGCUAAACCUCAAGGUGUCAGUUACGAAUAGCUGCUGCUGACACAUAAAAUACCGGCUCUUACUUGACCGAGGCCAGGAACCUCAGUGACGCAUACCUUCCAUCCACGAUAAUUCCAGGUACAUUCUUACACUACAUAAGUAGACAAAUGUCCUUCAGAAGUCUGGGAAAGCAGGGUAAACCACCCCAAUUCAAAGCUAACCAUACGGUCACCAGCAUCUUUUCUAUUCCAAGAGUCGUGCUGGGUUUUGCCCCUUGCUUGGGCCAGACAUAGCUAUCACCCAUGCAGCUAUCAGUCCUCCACAUAUCAGGACUUUCCGUGUCACUGAUGGGACACAGAGCCCCUCAUGACUGAGUGAAGAGGCUCGAUGACAGCAGGACAAAAAACAAUCUCUGUGAAUGUCCCAAUCUGGACGGGAGCAGAGGAGGGGAGGAAACUAAAAGUGUGGGGGAGAUUAAGGAUGGGCAGUCGGUGCUGGCUCUAGACUUUGUAUUUCUCAAGAAUGGUGGGUCCCGGCAUGUCGUACUGACUACCACACCGACUGUAAACGUUUAAGAACAGAAGGCAACAAGAUGUUCCAUUCCUUCAUACGACAGGCUACGGCCUCCUACAAGCCAAUGGGGAAGGAUGUGGCGCCCCGUCCCAGUUUGUUCUGGAAGGGAAACAUGGUGACCGAGACGGAGCUGGAUUACAUCCAUGUCCCUGCUGGAGGCUCGAAUUAUACGAACCCACUCCCUGCGUUGGGCACCAUGAAUUCUACCCCUGGCCUGGCGACAGAGCACAUUGCAUCUCCAGGUGCUGCCCUCUCCUGGCAGGCUGCCAUUGAUGCUGCUCGUCAGGCUAAGUUAAUGGGCAGUACGGCCAAUGCCACCAUAUCCACGGUCAGUUCCACACAGAGGAAAAGACAACAAUACAGCAAGCAGAAAAAGCAAGGAGCCACAACGUCGACGAGACCGCCACGAGCAUUACUCUGUCUCACGCUGAAAAACCCCAUCCGCAGGGCUUGUAUCAGCAUCGUGGAGUGGAAACCCUUUGAAAUCAUAAUUUUACUCACUAUCUUUGCCAACUGCGUGGCCUUAGCUGUGUAUAUUCCCUUCCCGGAGGAUGACUCCAAUGCCACCAACUCCAACUUGGAGCGGGUAGAAUAUCUAUUCCUCAUCAUUUUCACAGUGGAAGCUUUUCUUAAAGUUAUUGCAUAUGGGCUGCUCUUUCAUCCCAACGCAUACCUCCGCAACGGCUGGAACUUGCUGGAUUUCAUCAUUGUGGUAGUAGGGCUUUUCAGUGCAAUUUUAGAGCAAGCAACCAAGGCAGAUGGUGGCAGCGCCCUGGGAGGCAAAGGGGCAGGAUUCGAUGUGAAAGCGCUUCGAGCAUUUCGAGUCCUCAGACCCCUUAGACUGGUUUCCGGGGUACCUAGUCUUCAGGUGGUGCUGAAUUCUAUAAUUAAGGCCAUGGUUCCCCUGCUGCACAUUGCGCUGCUUGUCUUAUUUGUAAUCAUCAUCUAUGCUAUCAUCGGCCUGGAGCUGUUUAUGGGCAAAAUGCACAAAACCUGCUACUUCCUGACCAACAAAGAAGUUCCUGCAGAAGAGGAGCCGUCACCCUGCGCUCUCACUAGCAAUAAUGGUCGCCACUGUCCUAAUGGGUCCGUGUGUGAGUCUGGGUGGGACGGACCAAAGCAUGGCAUUACCAAUUUCGACAACUUUGCAUUUGCCAUGCUCACUGUCUUCCAGUGCAUCACCAUGGAGGGAUGGACAGAUGUGUUAUACUGGAUGCAGGAUGCCAUGGGGUAUGAACUGCCGUGUGUUUACUUCGUCAGCCUCGUCAUCUUUGGAUCAUUUUUCGUACUGAACCUGGUUCUCGGUGUGCUGAGUGGGGAGUUUUCUAAGGAGAGGGAGAAGGCCAAGGCACGGGGCGACUUCCAGAAAUUGAGGGAGAAACAGCAACUGGAAGAAGACUUGAAAGGUUACCUGGACUGGAUCACCCAGGCUGAAGAUAUAGACCCUGAAAAUGAAGAUGAAGAUAUCGACGAGGACAAACCUCGAAACAUGAGUAUGCCCACCAGUGAGACAGAGUCUGUAAAUACCGACCAUGUGGUUGGCGGAGAUGUGGAAGAAGAGAGCUGUGGAGUCCGGUUGGCACACAGGAUUUCCAAGUCUAAAUUUAGUCGUUAUUGGCGGCGAUGGAACAGGUUUUGCAGGAGAAAGUGCCGAGCAGCAGUGAAGUCAAAUGUAUUCUACUGGCUGGAUUUCCUAGUGUUCCUGAACACACUCACCAUCGCCUCCGAGCACUACAAUCAGCCGGACUGGCUCACAGAGGUACAAGACACAGCAAACAAAGUCCUCUUGGCGCUUUUCACGGCUGAGAUGCUCCUGAAGAUGUACAGUCUCGGGCUCCAAGCUUACUUUGUUUCCCUCUUCAACCGAUUUGACUGCUUCAUUGUUUGUGGGGGGAUUCUAGAGACCAUACUGGUGGAGACCAAAAUCAUGUCCCCUCUUGGAAUCUCUGUCCUGCGAUGUGUGCGCCUUCUCAGGAUAUUCAAGAUCACCAGGUAUUGGAAUUCUUUGAGUAAUCUUGUUGCCUCGCUGCUGAAUUCGGUGCGCUCCAUAGCAUCUCUGUUGCUUCUUCUCUUCCUCUUCAUCAUCAUCUUCUCCUUGCUUGGGAUGCAACUUUUCGGGGGUAAAUUUAACUUUGAUGAGAUGCAAACUCGCAGGAGUACAUUCGACAACUUUCCUCAGGCGCUUCUGACUGUUUUCCAGAUCCUCACAGGAGAGGACUGGAAUUCUGUAAUGUACGAUGGGAUCAUGGCAUACGGUGGACCCUCAUUUCCUGGAAUGCUUGUCUGUAUAUAUUUCAUCAUCCUCUUCAUCUGCGGGAAUUAUAUCCUCCUGAAUGUCUUCUUGGCCAUUGCUGUUGAUAAUCUGGCUGAUGCCGAGAGUCUGACGUCAGCUCAGAAGGAGGAGGAGGAAGAGAAGGAGAGAAAGAAAUUGGCUCGAACGGCCAGCCCGGAGAAAAAGCAAGACAAUGACACCAUAGGAAAGUCACCUGUGCCAGCCCUGGAGGAGAACAAAGAAAAGAUAGAGCUGAAGGCAAUCACGGCAGAUGGAGAGUCUCCACCAGCAACCAAGAUCAACGUGGAGGAAUAUCCAUCUCAUGAGAACGAUGAGAAAUCUUCUUUCCCCGGCAGCAAUGACAACCCAGGUGAAGAGGAAGAGGAAGAACCUGAGAUGCCUGUUGGUCCUCGACCUCGUCCUCUUUCUGAAUUGCACAUCAAGGAAAAAGCAGUACCCAUGCCCGAGGCCACUGCAUUCUUCAUUUUCCGAGCGGAUAACAAGUUCCGACUCCAUUGCCACAGAAUUGUCAACAAUAACAUCUUCACUAACCUGAUCCUCUUCUUCAUCCUCCUGAGCAGCAUCUCGUUGGCCGCAGAAGACCCUGUACGGCACACUUCCUUCAGGAAUCAAAUUCUAGGAAAUGCUGAUUACGUGUUCACUAGCAUUUUUACUUUAGAAAUCAUCCUUAAGAUGACAGCAUACGGGGCAUUCUUGCACAAGGGAUCAUUCUGCAGGAAUUACUUUAACAUUCUGGACCUGCUAGUCGUCAGCGUCUCCCUCAUCUCAUUUGGAAUACAGUCGAGCGCUAUCAACGUGGUGAAGAUUUUGCGGGUUCUGCGAGUAUUAAGACCACUCAGGGCCAUUAACAGAGCUAAAGGCCUCAAGCACGUGGUCCAGUGUGUGUUUGUGGCCAUCCGCACCAUCGGUAAUAUCGUGAUUGUUACUACUCUGCUGCAGUUCAUGUUUGCAUGCAUCGGGGUACAGCUGUUCAAGGGUAAGCUCUACAGUUGCUCAGACAGCUCGAAGAUUACAGAAGACGAGUGCAAAGGAAGGUACAUCACCUACAAGGAUGGCGAUGUGUCACAGCCAUUGAUUCUGGAUCGGAACUGGGAGAACAGUAAAUUUGACUUUGAUAACGUUCUAGAUGCCAUGAUGGCGCUUUUCACCGUCUCCACCUUUGAGGGCUGGCCAGAGCUGCUGUAUAGAGCCAUUGACUCCCACACUGAGGACAUAGGUCCCAUCUACAACCACCGAGUGGAGAUUUCCAUCUUUUUCAUCAUCUACAUCAUCAUAAUUGCCUUCUUCAUGAUGAACAUUUUCGUAGGUUUCGUCAUUGUCACAUUUCAAGAGCAAGGAGAACAAGAAUAUAAGAACUGUGAGCUGGACAAGAACCAGCGUCAGUGUGUGGAGUACGCCCUGAAGGCCCGUCCACUACGAAGGUACAUACCCAAGAACCAGUACCAGUAUAAAGUGUGGUAUGUGGUCAACUCCACCUACUUUGAGUAUCUGAUGUUCGUGCUGAUCUUGCUCAACACCAUCUGUCUGGCCAUGCAGCACUAUGGACAGAGCUGUUCUUUCAAGGAAGCCAUGAACAUCCUCAACAUGGUGUUCACCGGCCUCUUCACUGUGGAGAUGAUCCUGAAACUCAUUGCAUUUAAGCCAAAGGGUUAUUUUAGUGACCCUUGGAAUGUCUUUGAUUUUCUGAUCGUCAUUGGCAGCGUAGUAGACGUCAUUCUCAGCGAGACGAAUACAGGUGAACAUGCCCAAUGCCACAAUAUGCAGGGUGAGGAAAACUCGCGGAUCUCCAUCACCUUCUUCAGGCUUUUUCGUGUUAUGAGGCUGGUGAAGCUCCUCAGUCGUGGGGAGGGAAUCCGGACUCUUCUUUGGACGUUCAUCAAAUCUUUUCAGGCGCUCCCGUAUGUGGCUCUCCUAAUUGUUAUGCUGUUUUUUAUCUACGCUGUUAUUGGUAUGCAGGUUUUCGGGAAGAUUGCACUAAACGACACCACACAUAUUAACCGGAAUAAUAAUUUCCAGACCUUUCCACAGGCCGUCCUGCUACUCUUCAGAUGUGCGACCGGUGAAGCCUGGCAGGAUAUCAUGCUGGCUUGUCUCCCCAACAAGAAGUGUGAGCCGGAAUCUGAGACUCACCAACCUGAAGAGGACUACUCCUGUGGCAGCAGUUUUGCAGUCUUCUAUUUCAUCAGCUUUUAUAUGCUCUGUGCUUUCCUGAUCAUCAACUUGUUUGUUGCAGUCAUUAUGGAUAAUUUUGACUAUCUGACGAGAGAUUGGUCCAUAUUGGGUCCUCAUCAUUUAGAUGAAUUCAAAAGGAUUUGGGCAGAGUAUGAUCCGGAGGCUAAGGGUCGUAUCAAGCACUUGGAUGUAGUAACACUGCUAAGACGGAUUCAGCCACCAUUAGGAUUUGGGAAACUGUGUCCGCAUCGCGUGGCAUGCAAGCGUUUAGUCGCCAUGAACAUGCCUUUGAACAGCGAUGGUACGGUCAUGUUUAAUGCAACGCUGUUUGCUUUAGUUCGGACUUCUCUAUGCAUUAAAACUGAUGGUAACCUAGAACAAGCUAAUGAAGAGCUCAGGGCUAUUGUUAAAAAGAUCUGGAAAAGAACCAGCAUGAAACUCCUGGAUCAGGUGGUGCCCCCUGCUGGAGACGAUGAAGUUACUGUUGGAAAGUUUUACGCCACAUUCCUGAUUCAGGAAUAUUUUCGGAAAUUCAAGAAACGCAAAGAGCAAGGAUUGGUAGGAAAACCUUCCCAGCGCAACGCUCUCUCGCUGCAGGCUGGGCUGCGCACGCUGCAUGAUAUCGGGCCUGAGAUUCGCAGAGCUAUUUCUGGAGACCUGACUGCAGAGGAAGAGCUGGACAAAGCCAUGAAGGAAGCCGUGUCUGCAGCGUCAGAGGACGACAUCUUCAGGAGAGCAGGAGGUUUGUUUGGGAAUCACGUCAGCUACUACCAAAGUGAAGUACGAAGUGCGUUCCCACAAACCUUCACCACACAACGACCGCUUCACAUCAACAAGACUUCUGGGGGUCCUGGGGACCUUGAUUCCCCAUCUCAUGAGAAGCUUGUAGACUCUAACUUUACUCCAAGUAGUUACUCAUCUUCUGGUUCCAAUGCCAACAUCAACAAUGCCAACAAUACAGCUUUGGUACGUCUUCCCAACCUGCUCCCAUUCCAGAGCACCAUCAGCACUGUAGAAGGACAGAGCUGCCCAGUUCGUACUCGUGGAUCAUGGAAACUUGGUUCCAAGAGCUCAGUGUCCAGAGACAGUCGUCUGCCAAUCAUAUGUCGGGAGGAGGCAUCACAAGAUGAGACAUAUGAUGCCGGUGAAGAAGUGGAGUACAGUAGUGAGCCCAGUCUGCUUUGUUCUGACAUGUUUUCUGAUCGAGAUGAGGAGAGUCGUCAGUUGACACCAUCAGAAGGAGAGAUGGAGGGAGGGUUGUGUCCAUCUCCUAAGAGGAGCUUCCUGCGGUCAGCCUCACUAGGCAGGAGGGCAUCAUUCCAUUUGGAGUGUCUACGGAGGUAUCGGAAUCAAGGAGGUGACACCUCACCUAAAGCUGUCCUGCCACAGCUGCAUCUGGUGCACCAUCAGGCAUUAGCAGUAGCUGGCCUCAGCCCUCUACUACGAAGGAGUCACUCACCAACAGCAUUUUCACGCCUCUGCUCCACACCGCCUGCCACACCCUGCUCCCGAGGGUGGUCGCAACAGACUGUGCCAGCACUGAGGCUACAAGGAGAACCAGGGCCCAAAGACAGUUUAAACAGCAGCUUCCCUUCCGUGCACUGCAGCGACUGUAACCUCGGCCGAGACCGACCAGCCUCCCUCACAGUUCCUCGCCACUCGCGAGACCAGAGGCGGCAGCACCACGGCAGUGCAAGCAGUUUGGUGGAAGCGGUGCUGAUCUCUGAAGGUUUGGCGCAGUUUGCUCAGGAUCCCUGCUUCUUGCAGGUGGCAACACACGAGCUGGCAGAUGCCUGUGACAUGACGAUAGAGGAGAUGGAAUCUGCAGCUGACAGCUUCUUGAAUAGCAAUCCCAGCCCAAACGGGAAACUCUCACCUUUCACCAAACGCAGGGACCAGGGGCUGGACUACGCAGGGGUUGGGUCAGAUGAGCCUGGACACUCAGCGGGUUGUGCGAACAGCGAAGGCGACCAGGAGGACUGCCGAGUAUACAUAAGCAGCCAGUAGCCAGCAAGCCUCACAUAGACAAGAGCCGUAGUAAAUGCCAAUUUGUCAGAGGGUGGAUGUUGCAGGAGGAGUUUUGUGCUCCUUCUUCGGUUUCUUUCUCUUUUUUUCGGUGUUCCUAAUGAGUUUGUUUCAGAAGUGCCUCACUGUUCUCGUGACCUGGAGUGACCAGAACAGCGUUCUUCAUCCAUUUUAGUUGGGCCGGGAGGGGGGGAGGGAAGACAUCCAGAGCUGACUUUAUUUCUACGUUAAGGGAUUGGAGGACCCGCUGGAAUCCUUUUGGGGGGUCACCUGGCAUCUUGGAUCCUUCAAAUUAAAAAUUUAAAGCUAAGGAUGGAUCUUCGGAGAAACCUUGAACACGCAGCUGAUCACAUGUUUGCCUGCAGUUUUUAUUUUUAUCGUAAAAUACAUUAAUCCUCAAAGUUUUUCUGAAAAUGAAUUUGCAGUUGCAAACCGUUUUGAAGCUCCUGCUGCAUCAUCCAACAUUGUCUCUGCUGCUAAGAAAAAUGGUGUCAUCCAGCUAAUCCUUCCCUUUAAAUACAAUGUAUUUGGUGCAGCUGUCACGUUUCAGUGCCGUUCCUUACUGUUUUAUGAUUGGCUGUCCCUGCUGGAUGAUGCAGAUGGAUCAUUUCAUAACAUUGGAGUUGAAAGGUUUUGGUGGAAACGUGAAGAGUAUAAAAGUUUGAAGGGUUGCCAUGUUUUUAUUCGGUAUGGAAACUUCUACCUUUCACAUUUGUAUAUGGUUUCCACAGGGCAAACACCUUUAUUAAUAAUGAUUAAUGCAGACAGUGCCACCUGUCCGCAAAGAAGAUCCCUUACCAUUUCAGAACCUUGGGCCCAUUAGCUUAAGUUUUUGUAAUCAUGAGAAUAAGUUUCACAAAACAUUAAAGAGGUUUUCCGUGGCUUUGACUACAUUCUAACAUUCAGACAACCUGUGGAAGGAAGAUCGUUUUACCACUACUUACCAUUCCAUUGCGCCACCGAUUCUACAAUCUGAACUGUGCUCACGUGACCGCCAGAAUCUGGCAGUGUGCUCUUCCUCUGACUUCCGCUGUAUAAUGUAUAGGCAGUUGAACAGGGAGAUACAGGAGCAGAUCUGGUCAAGACAUUAUUAGAAGAGCCCAGAGUCAGGUGGUCACGUGAGCACAGCCCAGGUUGUAGA
Messenger RNA from Bufo gargarizans (Asiatic toad), 8286 nucleotides. It is a transcript of the gene CACNA1C, whose product is annotated as calcium voltage-gated channel subunit alpha1 C. Gene Ontology annotation, cellular component: membrane; voltage-gated calcium channel complex. Gene Ontology annotation, biological process: calcium ion import across plasma membrane. The record is from RefSeq and is a predicted model, not a curated record. Gene Ontology annotation, molecular function: high voltage-gated calcium channel activity. Lineage: Eukaryota; Metazoa; Chordata; Amphibia; Anura; Bufonidae.